AUUUUCAUUCUUCUCUACACAUUUUUACUAUGAAUUCUCACUUCUCUAGUUAUGGACCUUCAAUUCCAUUCUCCAUUGUUCUGAUCUUCAUCUCUUCACUCUCCCCAAACCUUCUUUCUCCCUUCCGGUUCGAAUCCAUUCCAGGAUUCGCGACCCACUUCUAUUUCUCGCCGAGAAACGAUGCACAUACCCACUCUGUUGCUUGUCUCGAUUCUCUUUGCGAGUUUCGCCGUUUCCUUGUCCGACAAGUUUCUCUUCGCCGAUUCGGAGCAAUUUAAGACCCUUCGAUUUGGUUCGUCGGUUCUGUUUCCUGUUAGAGGAAAUGUUUAUCCUCUAGGGCAUUUUACGGUGUUACUCAAUAUUGGCAAUCCGCCUAAGGUUUUUGAGCUAGAUAUUGACACUGGGAGUGAUCUCACUUGGGUUCAAUGUGAUGUUCAAUGUAUUGGUUGCACUUUGCCUCGUGAUAUGCUCUAUAGACCACAUAAUAACGCUGUAAGUCGUGAAGACCCAUUAUGUGCGGCGCUUUCUUCACUGGAUAAGGUCAUUUUCAAGAACCCAAAUGAUCAAUGUGGCUACGAGGUUGAGUAUGCUGAUCACGGAUCAUCCAUUGGUAUAUUGGUCAAAGAUCUUGUUCCCAUGAGACUCACUAAUGGCAAAAUCAUUACUCCCAAUUUGGGCUUUGGUUGCGGAUAUGAUCAGGAAAAUGGUGAUUUGCAACCGCCUCCUUCAAUAGCUGGUGUCCUUGGCCUUAGUAGUAGUAAAGCUACAAUUGUGUCACAGCUAAGCGACCUCGGUCAUGUAAGCAACGUAGUUGGACACUGCCUCGCCGGACGUGGAGGAGGAUUUCUAUUCUUUGGUGGAGAUGUUCCAUCUUCACAGAUGUCGUGGACGCCAAUGUUGUGCAAUUCAGAAGGGAAGUACUCAUCUGGACCUGCAGAGGUCUACUUUAAUGGGAGAGCUGUUGGAAUUGGAAGCCUCACCCUGACUUUUGAUAGUGGAAGCUCUUACACUUAUUUCAACUCCCAAGUCUAUCGUGCAAUAGAGAAACUGUUGAAGAAUGAUUUGAAAGGACAGCCUCUGAAACUUGCAUCUGAUGAUAAAACCCUUGAGCUGUGCUGGAAAGGUCCAAAAGCUUUUGAAUCUGUGAUUGAUGUGAGAAACUUUUUCAAGCCCCUGGCCAUGAGCUUUAAAAACUCCAAGAAUGUUCAAUUUCAAAUACCUCCUGAAGCUUAUCUCAUAAUCAGUAAAUUUGGUAAUGCGUGCUUGGGGAUUUUGGAUGGAACCAAAGAAGGAUUGGGAAAUAUUAACCUAAUCGGAGAUAUUUCUAUGCUGAAUAAGAUUGUAGUCUAUGACAAUGAGCGAAAGCAGAUUGGUUGGGCUUCUGAAAAUUGCAAUAGACUUCCUAGAAAUGAAGCUUCUUGGUGAACAUUGACUGGCUAAGUGGAGAAGUUGUUAUCAUUCAACCCAAUAGAUAGAUCAAGAGUUGGGGAAUCAUAAAAUAAUAUUAAUGAAUAAUAGUUUUGUGUUUGUAUUUGAAUUGAAGAGUUACCGAGAUAGAUAUGGUAACAUCUAAAUCUUUCUCUUUUUU
This is a messenger RNA of Cucumis melo (muskmelon), 1588 nucleotides long. RefSeq names its product aspartic proteinase Asp1-like. NCBI's taxonomy places the organism in Eukaryota, Viridiplantae, Streptophyta, Magnoliopsida, Cucurbitales, Cucurbitaceae. The transcript is spliced from 9 exons. The record is from RefSeq and is a predicted model, not a curated record. Gene Ontology annotation, molecular function: aspartic-type endopeptidase activity. Gene Ontology annotation, biological process: proteolysis. The coding region runs from base 181 to 1425 and encodes 414 amino acids.